Naegleria gruberi is the source of this 1697-nucleotide messenger RNA. RefSeq names its product 3-hydroxy-3-methylglutaryl-CoA (HMG-CoA) reductase. Gene Ontology annotation, biological process: sterol biosynthetic process; coenzyme A metabolic process; isoprenoid biosynthetic process. The record is from RefSeq and is a predicted model, not a curated record. Gene Ontology annotation, cellular component: endoplasmic reticulum membrane; peroxisomal membrane. The coding region runs from base 11 to 1654 and encodes 547 amino acids. Gene Ontology annotation, molecular function: hydroxymethylglutaryl-CoA reductase (NADPH) activity; protein binding. The transcript has 2 exons. NCBI's taxonomy places the organism in Eukaryota, Heterolobosea, Eutetramitea, Acrasida, Naegleriidae.
CAUCUUUAACAUGUCUGUUCGUGAAUUUUCUCCACUCUUCAGUUGGGGUUUUUCUCUUCGUCGUUCCAAGUGGUUGAUUCCACUCUUUAAUAAUAACGUCUUUAGUUUCGGUACAAGUGCUGUGAAUGAUGGACCAUAUGGAUACAAAAAGAGUAACAAUAACCGUAGAGAAAAAUCAACUAGUACAAUUAAUCAUAAGGAGUCACACACAAUGCUCAAAACAAAAGUAGAAGGAAGUGAUUUGUUUGAAACUCCUAUUCAAGUUGUGACUGAGAUCGGUAACAAUACCUGCUCUGUCAGAAUUACUCACGAAGAUAGUGAAGAUAUCAAACAAAAGGAAUUAGAACAAAGGAGAAGAGAACAAGAAGAAAUUAAACGAAAGGAACUUGAAAGAUACAGACAAUUAUCGGAUGGAGCUAUCAUUGAUUUGAUUGAAGGUGGUAAGCUUGCCAUUUACAACCUGGAAGAUAAACUUGGUGACAAGAAACGUGCUGUAAAAAUUCGUAGAAUGUUCCUUGCAUCAAAAAUUAAUCCACAAGAUGAAAAUCUUCUUGAUAACCUUCCAUAUGCUCAUGAUUUAAAUUACGACCAAGUUUUUGGAGCUUGUUGUGAAAGCGUUGUCGGAUAUGUUCCAUUGCCAGUCGGUAUUGUUGGUCCAAUUAUUAUUGAUGGAAAGCCAUAUCAUAUUCCAAUGGCUACUGUUGAAGGAUGUUUGGUUGCCAGUACUCACAGAGGUUGCAAGGCCCUUUCCAGUUCUUUUGAAGGAGGUGUAAACAGCGUCAUUUUGAGCGACGGAAUGACUAGAGGUCCAGUUGUUCAAUUUGCCAACACAAAGAGAUGUAACGAGCUUAAACAAUUCAUUGAUAAUCCAGAAAAUUUCAAGGAAUUAUGUAGAGUUUUUAACAGUGAUUCUCGUUUUGCUAGAUUGUUGGAAGUUAAAGUUGGUAUUGCUGGUAGAAAGGCAUUCUUGAGAUUCAAGUGCCGAACUGGUGAUGCUAUGGGAAUGAACAUGAUUUCAAAAGCAACACAAAAGGCUCUUAAAUUCUUGAAGAAUGAACACUUCCAAGAUAUGGACAUUUUAAGUUUGAGUGGUAACUAUUGUACAGAUAAGAAGCCAUCAGCAAUGAAUUGGAUUGAAGGUAGAGGUAAAUCCGUUGUUGUUGAUGCUACCAUUCCAAAGGAUGUUGUGAAGAAUGUUCUUAAGACUACAGUUGAUGAAAUUGUCAGUCUCAAUAUAUCUAAGAAUUUAAUUGGUAGUGCUAUGGCUGGUUCUGUUGGUGGUUUCAACGCUCAUGCUGCCAAUAUCGUGACAGCAAUCUUUUUGGCUACUGGUCAAGAUGCUGCCCAAAAUGUGGAAAGCUCGAAUUGUAUGACUAUUAUGGAAAAGACUGAUAAUGGUGAUUUAUAUGUCUCUGUGACAAUGCCAUCUAUUGAAGUAGGUACAGUUGGUGGUGGUACUCACUUGGAUGCUCAAAAGACUUGUUUGAAGAUUAUUGGUGUUGCUGGUGCAAACCAAGAAAAUCCAGGUCAAAAUGCUCAAACCCUUGCCAAAUGUGUUGCUAGUACUGUAAUGGCUGGAGAACUUUCUCUCAUGGCUGCUCUUGCUGCUGAUCACUUGGUGUCUGCUCAUAUUGCUCACAACAGAAAGAAAUAAUCAAUUCCAAAAUUUUGUAACAACAAUAAAUCCUAAUUAUUAA